Rotaria sordida is the source of this 399-nucleotide messenger RNA. Lineage: Eukaryota; Metazoa; Rotifera; Eurotatoria; Philodinida; Philodinidae. The record is from the annotation of a GenBank genome assembly.
AUGCAAUGCUAUCUUCGUUUACUUUUAGCAUUUAAUAUUUUGGUUGGCAUCAUCGGAUCCCAAGCGACUUGGAACAGAAUAGAAACUACUUAUAAAAAUCUUAAAGCUGAAGUUGAAACAUCGAAUCGAUGUACUUCGAGCAAACAAUGUGCAGCUGAAGCAACUGGAAAAAGAGCAUGUGGUGGUCCAAACGGAUAUAUAGUAUAUUCAACUGCUAAGGCUGAUAGUGUACGUAAGAUCAAGUGGCUUGCCAGUCAAACACGAUCUCUUGAAACUAUGUAUAAUCGAGAAAAUGACAUCGUUUCAAUUUGUUCUAUGGUAAUGCCACCAUCAGUCAGUUGCAACAGUGGAAAAUGCGUUGCAAUAGAUAAAUAUAAACGGAUUCAUUCAGUGUAUUAA